AUGCUCUUUCCAACAGCAAAACUUCUUAUUACUGGAAUUUUUGUGGUACUUGGAGGUGGAUUUAAUUUUGGUUUUCAAGUAUCAAUCAUUAAUCCAAUGGGUAAACCAUUGCAACAAUUUCUGGCACAAUCUUUAGAAAGUCGUUAUGAUAUCAAAUUUUCGGAAUUAUCAAUCCGGUUAUUUUGGUCAUUCGUCGCUGGCAUUUUUUUCAUUGGAGCGAUUAUCGGUGCUACAGUAACACCAGCGGUCAUUAAUCGCAUUGGUUCACGAUGGUCAUUUGUGAUUAUUGCAUUUUUAAUGAUUAUUGCUAUUUUCUUUUCACCCUUAUCACAAUAUACAAAUAUUGCGGAAUUAUUCAUUCUUUCACGAUUGUUUGUUGGCAUUUGUGUUGGAAUGUAUACUACUGUACAAGGUGUAUUCUUAACUGAAAUUAGUCCAGUUUGUUUUCGUGGCCUAAUGGGCACAUUAACUGGCCUAUCGACUAAUAUUGGUGCAUUGCUAGCAUCAAUGAUUGGUAUGCCACAAAUUUUUGGCACUAAAAAUUUAUGGCCUUAUGGCUAUUUUAUGGAAAUGAUUCCAUGCUUAAUGCUUAUUUGUUAUGCAAUUUUUAUCCUACAUGAAAGUCCAUUAUAUUUUCUGAAACAAAUGAAUGAAAAUGCGGCAAAAGAAUCAAUUCAAUUUUACAAUAAUUGGAAAAAUGAUCGUCAAAUAGAUGAAGAAAUGGAACGAUUGAAAAUACAACAAAAAAAUAAUAACGAAAAGAAAAGUGUCAAAAAUAUUAUUAAUUGGAUGAAAUUUUGCAAUGAUAGAGCAACUCGUCGAGCAUUAUUUCUCUCAAUACUUUUAAAUUGUACGGUAAGUUUUAGUGGUAUAAUGGCAAUGGUAUUUUUUGGCACAGCUCUUCUUGGCGCUAUUGGUUUCACCUCAACUACUGCGUCAUUAGCAAAUUGUCUUGCAGGACUAUCUGGUACCGUUGGAAUACUUAUACAAGCUAUUACAAUUGAUAAAAUUGGACGCCGUUUUUUACUUCUUGGAAGUUUAAUAAGUUUAAUAUUGAUAAAUAUGGGAAUGAUGGUACUGGUUUGGGCCUUUGGCCAAUAUCAUUACUCUUGGCUUGGCUAUUGCUUCCUUCUUCUCUUUGCAUUAUUCCUAUUCUUUUUUAGUAUUGGUAUUGGUCCAGUUGCAUGGUUUAUUGCUACCGAAUUAGCCGAGCCAUAUUGUCGUGCUCAACUACAAUCAUUGUCCAUUUCGGCUCAGUAUAUCACCUGUUUCCUGUGUCCAAUAAUAUAUUUACCAUUAGAGGAAUUAAUUGGACCACUUAGUUUUCUAAUUUUCAUCAUUCCUCUAAUAAUUACAACAUUUUCCAUUUAUUAUUACAUGCCAGAAACUCGUAAUCGUAGUGCAGAAGAAAUUCAUCAUUUAUUAGAAAGUAAACGAUAA
Brugia pahangi is the source of this 1440-nucleotide messenger RNA. The record is from the annotation of a GenBank genome assembly. NCBI's taxonomy places the organism in Eukaryota, Metazoa, Nematoda, Chromadorea, Rhabditida, Onchocercidae.